CUAUAAAUUGAUUUGCAAAUAGAAUCAUUUCGCCAGUUAUUCACUAACGAUCCCCGAAGAAUUUACUCUUGAAGCUCAGUGUUUUCAAAAUAAAAUUUACAAAAAUGAGUUUUGUAAUUAAAAUUGUGCUUCUAGCUUGCGUGCUGGCGGCUGCAGCUAAACCAUUAACAAGAGAAGAAGAGGAAGCGAUGAUUGCCGAAUUAAUUGGAAAGUGUAAAAGUGCAGAAGGCGCUUCGGAUAGUGAUGUCCAGGAAGCUAUGGCACAUAUACCUCCGACAACUCGCCCGGGACAAUGUUUUAAUGCAUGCAUUAUGGAGAGUCUAGGCCUUAUGGUAGGCGGCAAGAUAUCAGUUGAAGGAGGUGUAAAAAUGGCUGAGAGAUCCGGCGAUCCUACAAAAGUUAAGAAUUCCGAAAGUGUUGGCAAAGAAUGCCAGUCCGUUGGUGGAGGAGACCGAUGCGAUUCUGCCUUAGCUAUUAUGCAGUGUGUUGCCGAAGUUUCUGCUAAACUUGGUAUAGAUCCAUCUAAAGAUUUGCAUUAAAAUUUCCACUGAAUGCACCCGUAUCAGAUUUCGGAUUCGUUAAAUGGACUUGCUUGUUUCAAUAACAAAGUUUUGUAUAGCAUAAUAAAAUUGUCAUU
Messenger RNA from Bradysia coprophila, 637 nucleotides. Its product is annotated as general odorant-binding protein 28a-like. Gene Ontology annotation, biological process: sensory perception of smell. Gene Ontology annotation, molecular function: odorant binding. NCBI's taxonomy places the organism in Eukaryota, Metazoa, Arthropoda, Insecta, Diptera, Sciaridae. The record is from RefSeq and is a predicted model, not a curated record.